AUGAAGACCGCAUCUUUCGUCUCGCUCCUUGGCAGCAUCGCCCUCUUCGGCGGCAGCGCCUCUGCAUUCAAGGGCUGGAUUACCGCACACACUGCCGUCAAACCCGCCGGCCCUCCCUGCGCCGCCAACCCAUACAUUGGCGAUUUCAACUAUGUUGCCAUCUACGACAGCUAUUCGACGUCAACUUAUGCUUGCGCCACAACAAAACCUCCGUGCGAGUGCAAGAAGAGCUGCAAGUGCAAUGUGGAGUGCUGCGAGACCAGUCCCGGCGGGUACACUUUCAAAGCCACCUACUGGCAGUCAGACGAUGGUUGCCACAACUUCGACUUCAAGGGUGCCCUGGAUGCCAAGGCAGGAUCCUGUAAAUAUCCCACCAACAAAGGUGCCGCCCCCUCUUGCCAGUUUGCCGCAUGA
This is a messenger RNA of Lasiosphaeria miniovina, 414 nucleotides long. RefSeq lists its product as uncharacterized. NCBI's taxonomy places the organism in Eukaryota, Fungi, Ascomycota, Sordariomycetes, Sordariales, Lasiosphaeriaceae. The coding region runs from base 1 to 414 and encodes 137 amino acids. The transcript is spliced from 2 exons. The record is from RefSeq and is a predicted model, not a curated record.